AUGAAGUUAUUCUGGAUUAUAAACCUAAUGAUUGCUCAUGCAGUCUUUGCGCGGCUUGAUCUAAAGGAUAUGGAAUACUUGCAGAACUUGCCAAUUGGUGUAAGGAACGCGUAUAUAAUACGCGCAGAUGGUCCUUUGAAUCCCCUUCGCGCAAAUAUUUUAGACGCAAACGGAUAUAUGCAGUGUAAGAGAUUCUUUUCUCCUGAAAUAGAAGUAGAUUAUAAACUGGAAAAAAACCUGCCUCGCGGUGCUGUCCUGUACAAAUACGAUUUUACAAGAUGCCCUGAGAAGGACAAAGCAUAUGUGCCGGUAGACACCAAGAAAGCCAACUACGAGUAUCUCAGCAAAUACCAUACGACACUUAUUAAAAUGUUCCCCUCAGAACAAGGAUAUCUAUCAAUCAUAACAAAGAGACAAGACUCACUCUACCAGUUCCUUAUAUCUCCAGAGGGCAUGCAAAACGCCAAAUACAUUCUGGCAUCGCUGCUUCUUCUCUCAGAGGGCAUAGACAUUAGUCUGUCGUUUGAAGAAAUUAAUGAAGAGAAGCAUCUUGUGCUGACGAACCAAGACAGAACAUCUGUUAUUUUUAGCACACGAAUGUGUACUUCGUAUGCAAAUGCUAAGAAUAGUACCAUGGAAGAUGUAUACCACAGCGAAGUGGCGGAUAUUUUUGAGUUCUUUAGGGACUGGAAGGACUGCCCUGCCUUAAAGGAAGGAGGCAUAUAUGCAGAUCCAACCAACUUCAAUGAUUUUCUGAAAGGCAGGUUCCUCAAUGGCAUGCGCUUUCUUAUACAGACAUACAUUUUUAAGUUUGUGGAUAAUCAGCAAGACUAUGCUGAAUUCAUAGAGGCUGUUUACUAUAUAAUAAUGAGUCACCUGCCAAAGAAUUUCAAGGAACUUCCAGAGAAUGAUCCUAUUACUGCUGUUUUUCAUAAGUGUUUUGUGAAGAAUAGUGAUGCUAGUGCUGAAAUGGAGUAUAUUAUGUCUCUAUGUGAUCUUAAAAAGACAAUAUAUGACAACACUGCCUUUCCCUUCUAUCCCGCCAGGCAGAUCCCGCCUUCAUAUAUGAAAGUGCUGAGAAACAGGCAGGAGAACGAGGAUGUUAGCAAAAUCCAAGAAAUAUAUAGAAUGCGCUCAGUGGAAACUUCCAUUCUAGGCCUUUUCUGCUGCCUGGCAUAUGAUCCAGAGACAAAGAAGUACACGACUGAGCACAUGGGAGAUAUAUCUAGUUCCCUAGCAAAGUUCUUUGCUAAAUUUAGCAGUCCAUCUGACAUAAACAGUCACAAGAUGCACGAAGAAUGGAGCAAAGUUCUAAGGCCUGUGCGAAUGACCAGAAACCCAGAAAAUGGUGCCAAACAUGAAAUUGUAAGCGGCCUUUUAAGCAUUCUUAAUGCUGUUCUAGCACUAACAGAGAAAAAGCCUGAUGUGCUGACGGCAUACACCACGCUGCAGAGCAUAUGCUAUGACAAAAAAGUAAAUGCACUCAACCUAGAGGAGAUAAAAAGAAGCAUAUUGAUAAUUCUUAAUCCUUUGCUGAAGAACAAAAGGGUAAAAAUAAUAAGCAGUCUGUUUACAAUAGGUAAAUCAGUAAAUGGAAAGCCUGACAUAUUUGCGAAGAUUCAGAUAGAGAGCAUGGAUAGGAAUAUACAGAAGACCAUGGUUCUUAACAUCGACCCUGAUGUAUCCUACCUCUCUUUUGCGCACAACUCAAUAAACAUUUCUACUCCUGCGCAGAAUAAGCUCGCAUACAUAAAAACGAAGUUCCUGAAUAUGGACACCUACCUAGGAUAUGCUAUUUCUAUAUAUGCGGCCAAUGCAGAAAUUGAAAUAGCAACCUGCAAGAUUCGUUCUGUUUCCAUCUCAAUGCAAAAGAUAGAGAAGCUCAUCAGAGGCAGUAAUGAGAACAUAAACCAAGUGUUCAUGCACGGUCUGUCUUAUCUGCUAAGGAAUCAGGUAGAUCUUUUCAAGUCUUUCUUGAUUAGCUCUCUUUCCGAAGAUCUCCCCAGUGACAACCCUAUGGUGCGCUUUACGUACAAUAUCCUGGGAAGCAUGGCUCUUGAUGAGCUAGAAACAAGAAGAAGGAUUCUGCUAUAUUUUGUGUACAACAGAUACAGCACAGGGUACUAUCCUGGGAUUGACUAUUUUUUGGAUAACUGGGCGCUUGCAGAGCCAACUGAAUCAGACAUAUUUAGCACUUUUAACAAUAUAAUUGAUCUGCAUUCAUCAGAGAUCAUGAGCCUCUGUUUGGCAUCUCUUAUAAAAAUACCAAAUAGCGUCUACCGCACACUGGAUCUUUUGAGAAGUAGCCCAAGCGCCAAAAUAAUCUUCGAUAUUAUCUUCGAAUAUGGCUCAAUAUCCCAUUUGUCUCGCAUUCACCACGCAAUGAACAAGUCUUGGCCACCAGGAAUAUACAGCAAAAAUUUGAUUCCUUACAUGUGGUUUUCAUUUGCAUGCUCGCAAGCCACCCGAGAUAUUACGUUUAUCAAAUACACGUAUAAUCUUAUUGAUCCAUUAGCAAUAUCUGAUGAUGAGAUCACAGAGAUCUAUGAGUAUGCAGACUCAGAGAAAAUUCUAGAGUUUUUAAUAAGAGAAAAAAAUACUUUAAUUAUAGAAGAUAGUAAGAAAAGCCUUGAGAAGUACUACAAGCUGAAAAAGCACUUUACAUCAAUCUCUCCUAACUCCAGCAUCUACCAAAAAGUGUCUGCCUCAGUAUUCCACUGUUUAAACAAAUAA
Nematocida ausubeli is the source of this 2733-nucleotide messenger RNA. RefSeq lists its product as uncharacterized. Bases 1 to 2733 code for a protein of 910 amino acids. Lineage: Eukaryota; Fungi; Microsporidia. The transcript has a single exon. The record is from RefSeq and is a predicted model, not a curated record.